CGGAUUGUAAAGGAGCAAGUCCGGGAAGUACAUGCGUCAAGAAAACGGGCCGGCGCGGACCAAGACGAAGGCGCACCAAAAAAGGCUCCUUGUUCAGGUUUGAGUUCAGUGAAGGAAAUUAAUCCAUUUCACGUAAUUGUCGCAGGAAAACAUUUAGGAUCAGGUACUUAUGGUUCCUGCUACCUAGGGUCCUACAGAGGACUGGAUGUUGUAGUCAAACAACUAAAAGUUAAAAAAUACAGCGGAGAAACGCAAGAAGUUGCAGAGACGAGAGUCCGCAAUGAAUUGAUCUACGAGGCUCGGAUUAUUAACAAGCUGGGUGACCAUCCCGGUCUUCCACUACUUUUCGGAGUAUGCAGUAAGCGCGCACCAUUUCGCCUUGUCAUACAAUUUCAUGGCGUGAAAGACCGUAGCUCAGCGCUCACGAUUUCCAGCGCGCUGACCAAAAUGGCGAUAUCAGCUGUAACAGUGUGGCUGGAUGUUAUACGAAAAGUGGCAGAAGCUCUUCUUCACGUCCACAACGCCGGAUUCGUCCACAAUGACAUAAAGGGAAACAAUGUUGUUCUGGACAACCGGAAUGAAAGAAAGUACAAUCCCAUUUUAAUUGACUUCGGUAAAAGCUUGCCAGUGACUGGUCUCAAAGGACCCAAGGUUCUCCCGGCAGAACAGCAGACAAGAUACAAGAAAGAGUAUCCGCACAUUGCCCNGAAAGCAGGAAAAUGCAUUUCCAGGGGUUUCAUGUUCAAAAAAUUUAUGGGGGGCAUGCCCCCAGACCCCCCUAGAUGCUCAGGCCCUUUCAGGCCUUCGGAACGUGGCCGUUGGCCACAUAUGUCACUGCUACGGGUGAUAACUUACAUGCAACGGCUGCUUCAAAACUUAAUGACAGCCCUGAUUUUAAUUGACUUCGCUAAAAGCUUGCCAGUGACUGGUCUCAAAGGACCCAAGGUUCUCUUGGCAGAACAGCAGACAAGAUACAAGAAAGAGUAUCCGCACAUUGCCCCGGAAAUAGUCGCAGGAAAACGAGGGCAAAGUAUCGCCACUGACAUUUUCAGCUUUGCCCAUAUGACAGAAGUUAUUUUCACGAAGGCCAAGCUGGGUACCCUGCCCGAUGUACUUCAGAGAGCUUUGGACUCUGAUCCACACAGAAGGCCAGCUUCAAAGGAAAUCCUUGCACUUCUUUGAACUAUAUUUCUUGUUUUAAUUCUAACCUGUUUCUUGCUCUGAGAUUUAGUGAGAAUGCCAAAACGUAGAAAGUGCGAUUGCAACAAAAAAUUCAGACUCGGGGUUGGGAACAGGAGACCUAACGUGUUUUAUUUUUUGGCACAUUCACUUUUGUUAUUUUCUCAUUCCUUCUCUCUGAGAGCACAGAACUGGCCAUUCAAUUUGAAUAAUUAAACGAAGACAGACUUUGGCCUGGUUUAUGGAGAGUGUUAGUGUAAGUGUUAUGUUCGUUUUAGCCUCAAACAGUUUAUCAUUCUCAGAUUUCCGUU
Molecule: messenger RNA, 1490 nt
Organism: Orbicella faveolata
Lineage: Eukaryota; Metazoa; Cnidaria; Anthozoa; Scleractinia; Merulinidae
Biological process (GO): protein phosphorylation
Molecular function (GO): ATP binding; protein serine/threonine kinase activity
Source: RefSeq, a predicted model, not a curated record